GCGCGAUCUGCCCCGCGCUAGACUUUGGCCUGUUGCCCCGCUUAUGUGAACGAAUGCACAUUACGGGCCGAGGCUGACAUGGCACAUGCCUAUUCCAAACAGCUACGAUCUGCCUCACCUGUUCCUAUUCCUGUUACCCAUACUUCAAGUAGCCUUUACCUAUAUCUAGGAGUAGGUCUAAAGCAACAUGGCGGACGCAGCCAUGAAGAAAGAAGAGCAGGAGCCUGCCAAACCCACAACCACUACCACUGCCCCUCCACCCGAGGUAGCGUCAGAUCCCGAAGAAGAUGACCUCUCCGACCUUGACGAUGUGCUCGAUGAGUUCGCCAACACCAAGCUAGACGCCAAAGCUCCUACCGCUUCGUCGAUAGAAGCAGCAUACCCCAAGUCCAGCAAUGCGCCGUCAUCCUCCGGGCCCGGAAGGCCACCCUCGGACAUCUCUCCUGCCGAACUCAUGAUGGAAGACCCAGAUGCGUUCCAGGAACAGUUGAAGAAAGAAAUGGAACAGCUGCUCGGUCAAGGCGACUUCCAGAAACAGUUCGAGGAUAUCAUGAAGGAGAUGAGUGAGGAGAUGGGUGGCGCGAACCCACUGGCAGAUCCCGGACAUUUGCAUGCACAUGCGCAAACUGAUGAAGGUGCAAGUGAAACGAAGGAGAAGGCGGCACCCAGUCAGUCCGAAAAGGAAACCGCUGCGAAGGCGGAGAAGAGCUUCCAGGAAACCAUCAAGAAGACUAUGGAGCGCAUGCAGUCUUCCUCCGAUACCGCAACCUCCGCAGCCGCAUCCUCGUCCCAAGACGACAUCCUUGCGCAGAUGCUCGCAUCCAUGGAAUCUGGUGGCUUCGGUGGCGCUGGCGAGGGCGGCGACGAAGACUUCAGUAAAGUGCUCAUGAGCAUGAUGGAGCAGCUUACCAACAAGGACAUCCUCUACGAGCCCAUGAAGGAGCUAGACGACAAGUUCCCAGCGUGGAUGGAGAAGAACAAGGAAAAGACAGAGAAGGACGACCUGAAGAGAUACGAGGAACAGCAGACUUUGGUUAGGGAGAUUGUAGGGAGGUUUGAAAGGAAAGGGUACAGUGACGACAACGCACAGGACAGGGAGUAUAUUGUGGAGAGGAUGCAGAAGAUGCAAGCCGCUGGCUCUCCCCCACCCGACCUUGUCGGCGAUAUGAACGCUGCGCAGGAGGCGCUUCAGGAUAUGGAUCAGGGCUGCCCGACUCAGUAAUCUCCUUGUGCGAUAGCUCGUCUGCUUGAUUCUUUCCAGAUACCCAAUGUAUACAUGAUGCCUUCCCCUAGGUAAAUUAUCUUGAUGACCUGUCAACAAUCCUGUCUUACAACAUGUACAAAGCCUUCAAGCCGUCAUCCCAGGACCAAUAUUAUCAA
Messenger RNA from Alternaria alternata, 1380 nucleotides. RefSeq names its product Pex19-domain-containing protein. Gene Ontology annotation, biological process: protein import into peroxisome membrane. Gene Ontology annotation, cellular component: peroxisome; peroxisomal membrane. The record is from RefSeq and is a predicted model, not a curated record. NCBI's taxonomy places the organism in Eukaryota, Fungi, Ascomycota, Dothideomycetes, Pleosporales, Pleosporaceae. Bases 188 to 1222 code for a protein of 344 amino acids. The transcript is spliced from 2 exons.